This is a messenger RNA of Gossypium arboreum, 1609 nucleotides long. RefSeq lists its product as uncharacterized. Bases 1 to 1452 code for a protein of 483 amino acids. Lineage: Eukaryota; Viridiplantae; Streptophyta; Magnoliopsida; Malvales; Malvaceae. The record is from RefSeq and is a predicted model, not a curated record. The transcript is spliced from 2 exons.
AUGGUAAAAUAUUUAGAUGAGGAGUACACCAUUCCACAUUUCACUCAUUUUCAUCCCUUAAAACUUGUUGAUUUCAACCACAAAGAUGGAGUGAUCUGCUCCAUUUGUGAAGAGCUUUGCUCUUCUUCUUCUUCUUCUUCUUCUACCUACGGUUGCAUGGGAUGCAAUUUUUUCCUUCAUAAAUCUUGCAUGAAGAGCAUUCCGCGACAGUUGAUCAAUCAUCACAUCCAUCCAUGCACUCUCAUAUUCAUCACAGACCCUUACGGUAGAGAAGAAUGUGAUUGUUGUGGCGAGCAUAUUGUCCCCGGCAUGAAGUUCAGCUGUGGAGCAUGUGAAUUCGGUCUCCAUGUCAAAUGUGCCCUAUUUCCCACCAUAGACUCUGAAGAUGCCAAAGAGAUCCAACACUUCUGUCACCCGCAUACACUAGCUCUUGUCCAAAACGAUGAAGAAUAUGGCAGCGAACCUCGUUGUGUAGCAUGUGCACAGAUUUGCUUAGCUCCCGCACCAACUUUCAGGUGUAGCAGAUCAUGCGACCUCUUCUUUUUACAUAAAUCAUGCUAUGUUAAAUUACCUUACAGCUCUGUAAAUUUUAAGCAUCCUUUUCAUUCCAAACACCCUCUCACCAUCAAAUACCUUCCAUACAAUGAUCAUAUCCGCACUUGUGAUGCAUGUUUCCGAGGCAUUGAUUCAACUCUCUUAGCAUAUAGCUGUCGGAAAUCUGAGUGUAAGUUUAACCUUCACUUGGAUUGUUAUAAACUGCUGCCCUCUAUUACGUUUAGUGGCCAUCAACACCUUCUCACUCUCUUUGAGAAAACAGCCGAUGUUACUUGCCAUCUUUGUGGUGUAAACUGCCAUAACUUCGUCCUUCGAUGUGUGCUAUGUGACAUUAACAUCCAUUUCCAGUGUCAUCCUUCAGCACCUGAAACAAUAAAGCACAAAUCUCAUCUCCAUCCUUUAACUCUUACAAAAUCUCUUUUUGAAUUUGAGUUGAACUCGGAUGAAGAAGAGGAAGAAUUUUAUUGUGAUGUUUGCGAGCAAAAAAGAAACCAAAAGGAAUUGAUUUAUUAUUGCGCCGAGUGCAAAUUUAUUGCUGAAGUCAAAUGCGUGUUUUCUGCGGUGUUAUCAUUAUUUUCUGAGGACAAUUCAUUUGAAAAAGAAAUAUCGAAAGAUGAUAUGACUGAAGUUUGUCUAGAAAUUCAAAAAUGGCAGGUGGAAAAUCUCCUACUAAAGCGCAUCAGAUUACACGAAGGACUACAGGUAUUAGAAACAAAAAUGAAGCAAUUAGAAGAAGAAUCGAAUGGUGUGAAAAAGGAGAUGAGGAGGACAGAAGGUAUGCUAGGCAACCUAGUGGGAGGUAGCUCAAUACGGUUAAUCAAACUAGUGGAAAAUAAUUCUCAAUUGCGAGAUUUGUUCAAUAAUGCCAAGAAUCAAGGUUUGAGGAUCGAACGAUAAGAAAAAAUUAAAAAAUAUUUGUAAUAAAAUUAUUUGUAAAAAUAAUAAUUUAAAAAUAAAUAUGAAAAUAAUAUUCUACAUUUGAUUAUACUUUUAAGCAUAUUAAAUUAGGUGAAAUAUAUGAAUAUUUUAAAAUAAAACUAAUCGUUAUUCACAA